AUGGCUAAAUACGAUAUUGACCAAUUGAUUGAGCUACGUGAGACUGCACACGUCCCAACUUCAGUCGACUUUGCUGAAUUCACCAGAGCCAUCUUGGAGCAAAGAGAAAGACAACUAGCUACUAACUCUUAUUUUAGAUUCCAAACUGGUCGUAGAAGAUCAUCACAUCUAGGUGUUAGACCAAAAUUCAAAACUCAUCGUCCAAAACGUGCACCAGCUCCACAACCAGAUGCUGAUGGUUGGGUCACUUUAGAUAAACAUAAAAAAUCAUUUGGUAGUGAGGAAGUUUCUGAAAAGCAAAAAUUUACUGAAUCUUUAAAAGAUACACAAGUUAAAGUUCGUCCAAAUAAUAAAAACAUUUCAUCUAGUAAGCCUGCUGAUGCUCGUGAUAUCGCUGCUGAUCAACAAAAAUCUACAUUCAAUGCUUUUGCUGCUUUAGAUGAUGAUGAUGAAAGCGAAGAA
Messenger RNA from Hansenula anomala, 462 nucleotides. RefSeq names its product Caf20p (gene CAF20). The transcript has 2 exons. The record is from RefSeq and is a predicted model, not a curated record. NCBI's taxonomy places the organism in Eukaryota, Fungi, Ascomycota, Saccharomycetes, Phaffomycetales, Wickerhamomycetaceae. Gene Ontology annotation, biological process: negative regulation of translation; translational initiation. The annotation marks the transcript as partial.